AACCAAAAGAUGCCAUCCAAGGUAUCCUUACACCCAUGGGAAUGGACCACUUCACCAUGGCAACGUGUAUAUAUUGAUUAUGCUGGUCCUUUUAAGGAUACUAUGUUCCUGGUGGUGGUCGACGCACACAGCAAGUGGCCAGAAGUAAUUCCUAUGAAGUCGACAACCGCAGCGAAGACCAUUGAAGUACUACGAAAUUUGUUUGCACGAUUCGGAAUCCCGGAACAGAUUGUCUCCGAUAAUGGCCCCCAAUUCGUCUCAGAAGAAUUCCGGUCGUUUAUGAAAUCUAAUGGAGUAAAACACAUCACCUCUGCCCCAUACCACCCUGCUACAAAUGGCCUUGCAGAAAGAUCAGUGCAAACAUUCAAGUUAAAUGGAAGAAAGUUCGAAGCCAAUUCAAGAGAAGUUAGCAAAAUUUCUUAUAACCUAUAGAAAUACCCCACAUUCAACAACUGGAGAGAGCCCAGCACAACUUAUGCUUGGCAGGCCAAUACGGACACGUUUAGACUUAGUUAAACCUAAUCUGAACAGGAAGAUGGUGAUCAAACAACAGGAGCAGAGCAGGAAGUCGGCCAGUGCCAAGAACAGAGCAACACGGCAGUUGGAAGUGGGAGACAUGGUAAUGGCACGUGAUUACCGAGGAAAUCUAAAGUGGAGAUCGGGAAAGGUCAUUGAAAGGAUCGGACCUUUGAUGUAUAAGAUCGAAGUGACAUCGGGCGUAAUCUGGCGCAGACAUAUUGACCAACUGCUGCCAACCGAAGUUAAACUAAGCACAAUACAGGACAGGGAGCAAACUGCGAAUAUGGGAGUAGUGCAGCCGGAAGUGAUAUCCAGUUCAAGUGAACAGACGUUGCCAAUAGUAGCAGCAGACUUGCAAGUGCAACAGGGCUCCAGCACCCACGAACUUGUAAAUGAGAGCACUACAGAGACAUCAAUGCCUCUGGCGACAACGAGCGAACAAAGAUAUCCAGAAAGAGUGAGGAAACCACCUGUGAGACUUGAUCUCUAAAGUAGCAGUGUUACGGACAGAUGUAGGGGUUAGAACGUAUAUUUACAGUAUAUAGAUAUACAGCAAAGACUGUUAAUUAUGACUUUAAUGUUAAUGUUAUGUGCAGCAAAGACUGGAUAUUGACUGAACAAUUUUUAGUAGGGAGGAGAUGUUAUGGGUUACCUAUGUUAUUAGGAUGCGCGCGCAUCCACCAUGUGUUCGGGAUGAGUGCUUCUUGUUGAGUUAUACACGAAAUAUAAUAUAGCUAUUUAAUAGAAAGCAAAUACACAACAAUAUCGAUACCAAUACCUGAAAAAAAUGCAAAUUAAAAGAACUUCGACAUUUGGAACGAAGGCCCUUCGUCUGGAAACUAUACUUCUUAAAUUUACGUCGAAGUUCUUUUUGUAUUUUUCAAGUAGUUGUAUUUUCUACAAAACUCCUAUAGUGGACUUUAUAAAUAUUUAGUUAAUAGGAAAUAACACCUAAUUGGAUGUCAUUUUUGAGCCAUUUGGGAACCAGGUGAGUUUUCCCGCGCAGAGCGAAGACAAGUGAUUGAAUGUGAUUGGUUAGCGAAGAAAUUUGCCGCGAAUUUCUCGCUUCUUUUAAUUUUGUGCGACUAAAUCGCAUGGUGGAAAACUGACUUAAGGUUCUAGUAGUGCGAACUACAAAAUUGCUGCAACAAAAACUGAUUCGAACUCAUGUUAUUCAGUAGGGGUUUUUCCAAUGUUGUCUCGUGUUUUGUAACUUAUGCGUCAACAUAUUUGGUUUGCAACAAUUUUCUUGCUCUUAUUACUUCAUCUUACAGCACUUGUGGUGUCGUGGUCACCAAGCUGGCCUUCCAAGCCGGAAGACCCUGGUUCAAUCCUUGGUUGAACCUCUACUCAAGGUCAUAGAGUAACUGAGGAGAAAGAGCUACCUUUAUCUUGAUUUCAGUAAAUGUUAGACUCUAUAGACGAAGUUAGACUAUCACGUCGUCACGGAUAAGGACUGCAACUAUUGUAGGUAAGGUACCUCGGAUCCCCCAUCAAUUGGGCAAUGGACUGUUUGGAAUAUAAUAAUAAACAAUUAUUGGAUUCUGCUUUCACAUGAUAUCAAUCAAGAAUUAUUCAGACUUCGGUCAAUGUUAUAACAUUGACCUCGACUUGAAUAAUUCUUGAUGUCAUGCUGACAUGCUUAGCCUCAUCCAAUAAUUGUUUACUAUAUGCGCUCACUAUAAUGAGUGAGAAACCGCAACAAACUCAAUAAACCCAAACCUUUAUUUUCUUGCGCGGUUUGACAGUGAUCCUUUGAUUUUUAUUCUUACUCUUCGAUCUAUAUAUAAGUAAUAAGAAAACUUUCAAAUCGGUUUUGCAUGGUGCCAUUUCACCAUCUCAGGGGGAAGGGAGGGGGGGAUGUGCGACCUAUAUAUAUCUCUGCAGGGAGGAGAUGCUAAAUAGUCCACUGUGGAAUUAGAACCAAAAACUAGAACCAAUUUAGAACUAAUAGAACAAAAAUUAGGACAAAUUUGAUAAGAAAGGGGUCGAUGCCAGAUUGAGGGUAAGGCGUUUAAUUAACAGACUGUGGGUUCGAUCUGAAAUUAGAACCAUUAAACGAGGAAUCCAUGUGACAAUAUUGUCAUCUGACAAUCCGAGUUGGGCUGAGACUUGAGGGAUUUCAUGAAGUUUUGAUAUGUUGCUGUUAUGAGAUCAAGAACAGGCUUGUUUUAAGAUGUGUCUUGAUAAUAAGUUUGAUAUUUCAAAGUCAUUGAAGUCACCAAGGAAAACUAGUCCGCAAUUGGGAUAUAGAUUACAUAGGGUGUCAGCGGUAGUAGUUAAAUAUAGUAAUUUAAGAGAUGGUGUUUAUAUUCAGGAAAUACUGGUGGAUGGUAAACAACACAAACUGCAAUACCUGGAAGAGGUCUGGGUAGGCGAGUUGGGCGUAGCCAAAGCCACAAACACUCAAAAUUAUUACUUUCAAGAUCUAUUCGACGUUUAUCAGGGAUAUCCUCUGAUAGAUAAACGCAAAUUCCACCACCACGACAGUAAGAGCGGUCCUUUCAAAAAAAUAUAUAUUAUACCCACAAAUUGAGACAAGGUUGUCCUCUAUAUCCUCACUCAAUCAUUAUUCCGUUACUGCCACCAAAUUAACUGGGUUCACGACCAGCUUUGCAGUUAGUUCAUCGACCUUUGGUGAGAGAGAACGUGCAUUUAUCAAAGAAAUUUUUGGGAACGUCAUUUUCUAAAUUUUAUUUGUUUUAAGAAAUUUGCUUCUUCAUCGCGUUCACCGGGACUUUCACGGGCAGUAUCAUCAGCUUGUUUCUUGUUUUUCUGAUUUAGCAAGCAAGGUUUCAGCUUUAAUGUCGAAUCGCGUCCGGUGUGUCUCGGCCUUUACGCUGCCCUUUCGACUCGCUUUCUGAAGAGUCUACCUACCGGAUAGUCUCGUUUGGCAGUAGCGGUAGACUUCCAUAUAGCUUGCAUAAAAUUGGUUAAUGCAGCUACGUUAUUGGUCAAGGUAUUGUAAUGAUCUUGAAAAAAUCUGGGCUUUUAUCCAGAGUUGUGUCUUGUUCUUCUUCUAUAAUUUAAUCGGUCUUCAGGAUCAACAAGAUCUUCCGCCACAAUGCAGACAUUCCUAAAGACGUCUGAUCUCAACUAAGUUUCUUUUGCAAGUGAUCUGGCCAGCUUCGCGCGCAUAUCUCACGUGACUCCUUAGCGACAAUAACCAAGUUUCUUUCGACCAAGUACACGAAUACAACAGAAAUAUGUAAGAGGUGGACGAUUAGAAAAGUAAUUGGGGAGAGUGGAGAGGGAUUUUCAACUUGCAGGAAUUUUAUUUGGUCGUCUGCUGGUGAUGGAUUUUUCUUUCUCGGAAUAGACAACUUGCAUGUUAGACUAAAGAAUUUAUUAAAAUCAGUAAAAUUGCAAAAUUUGGUUACGAAAUGUUGUAAAAUGCAGAAAAUAUAGCCUUGCGAAGUUUGCAUAUUUUCAGUAUGUUUGCAUUACGUGCGGAAAUUGUUACCAUUUUUGAGCCGAAAAUGGUAACGAUUUCCGCACGUAAUACAAAUAUACUGAAAAUAUGCAAACUUCGCAAGCCUAUAUUUUCUGCAUUUUACAACAUUUCGCAACCAAAUUUUGCAAUUUUACUAAUUUCAUUAUUUUCUUUUUAACUGUUGUUUUAUUCACUUCUCAUUACUUAUAGAUUAAAAUUUAGUCUAACAUGCAAGUUGCCCAUUGCAGAGGUGUUUUUCUUUUUUCCCUCUUUGCACGAAUUUUCUUUGCCCCCGCCAGCAUGCUUUUCUGACGGUCAACCCUCAAUUACAAGAGGAAUUAUAUAUCUUUGCGCGUCUGACGGCUGUGUUAUUUACCUUAUUCCAUAAACAACAAAAGCAGUUAUAACUAAUAUAUAAUACUUUACAGACAAAUUAAAUUUUACUUCCAGCCAUUAUCGAAAUCAAAUUCUUCCAAUACAUUCUUUACUUUUGUGUUUAAACAGAUGCGAAUUGAUUGAGCGGUCAACUGGAAUAUUUUAUUACAUAUUAUACUUUAAAUAUUAAUUCCUAGCUCAGAAAUCCCGAGAGAAAGGGCAAACGUUUGACAUCAAGAUUAGUGCCAUAAAAGAUGGAGGAAUAACUGAGAACUACCAGGUGGAGGUACUAUUUAGAAAUAUCAUAAAACAUUUUUUAAAAAAUUUUCCGGAUGUCAAGAAUGAAACAAGUGACAAUAGACUUCAAUCAAGAUGUUUAUUCUGCCUGGGAAAACAAUAUUUCUCACUCAUACCGUAGUUACGUUAAACUGUUGCUAACAUUUUAUCUUCAGAUAUCCGAGAUGACGACACUCGUUGGCUUCUUUUUACGGUAAGAAUUACUGAUAAAUGGUAGUAUUAGACAUGGAAAUCUUAAACCUGGUCAUGGUAAAGGAAAGCAUAUGGAUAUUAAUAGUUGUCAACAUGAAAAAUCUUUCUUGUCGCCUUCUAGAAGGCGACGUUUUUUGUUGUUUUUGAGACUGACGAGAACACAACAUGGUUUUUAAUAACUAGAACGAGGUCAAUGUCUCAAAUUCAAAGAUUUCAAGCAUGCAGGUUAGAGAGUUAAUAUAUAAGAUACCUCUCAGCUUUGACUCACUCGAGCGUUAUUAUUACCCGAUACACAGAAAUAAACAUAUCGCUCGUGUGUAUAAGGAAGCAAAAAACUUUAAAAAGCUUGUGUUUUGUCAUAUGUGCAUGUUGAAGAUUACAACCUGAUCGAAACACCGUUUUUAAUCCAGUCCCCCCUCGGCAAUCUGCAUGACGUCCGUGUUGACGUCGCUUGCUUUAAACUUUUUAAACUUCGCUUCUUAUACACUGGACUCUGGAGUACUGCAUGGAUACAUUCUAAGUUUUUCGUGGAUGCAGUUUCCUCUCACUGAAAAGAAUGUUGCAUGUGUUAUAAUAACAAUACAAUAACUGUGGUUAAUUCUACCUAUAUGGCUAUAUAGCCAAGGCGUCGGGUUUGUCUGGGGAAUAAAAGAACAUGUAGCCUAUACCUUAGUCGUUCUUAUGUUUCUAGAUUUAUAAUUUUCGUUUCGUUGGCACUCUUAAUCAAUGGACUCGAGAUAAGUUUGUCAAAACGACGAUGUAUACUCCCAGGCAUUACUCGCAACUUAGAACCUGCAUCACGCCUAGAGAACUCAGAUCAUCACUCACUACAUGACGGUGGCUUGGUUUCUUACGAUGCUCCGAGCAACUCAUGUAAACAGAGAUACAUUGUUCCUGUUGUUUGGCACGUUAUCAUUGAUUUAAACAAGCGUGGCGACGUGUUAGAUGCCAUUUUACAACGACAAAUCGAUAUCUUAAAUGGUAAUCUAUUAUUUCGAAUACGUGAUUUCGAUCAUUAAAUGAUAUAUUCUAAAUUGAUCAGCGUUAAUAUACCCUUCAUAAACCUGAUAUUAAUCUGUAAUUAAUAAAAAAUCACAAUAUCCUUAAUGCAACCCUCAAUAGUCAAUAUAUUUAUACCUUCAUUGCUUCAAGUAAUCCUAAUUCUAACCAGAUAUAUUCUAGAUCAUUACGUUCUAAAUUAUAUUAUCAAAAACUUUUCAAACAAAAAAAUUAUCAAACAAAAAAGAUGAUAGAAUUAUACAAAUUUACCUGAAAUUUCAAUUCUUGUGUAUCAAUUCGGACGGCAACGAUAAAAAAGUUUACUUUACAGUACUUUAAUUAAAGUCACACAUUUUUUGUUGUUUUACAGGGGCAUUCGAAAACACUUCGUUGAUAUUCAAAACAGUAAGUAACACCUGCUAAAAUUAAUAAACAUUAAAUAAUUGGAAUGGCACGAUAUGAAGAAUCCAGUCAAUUUCCAUGCUCUCCUCCUCUGACUGGAAAAGCCAUUCAUUAUAUAUUUUCCAGGAAUCGGUGGAACGAAUCAUGAACGAGACUUGGAGCAGUGAUUGUCUUUCCUAUAUUCCACAAUUCCAAGAAAUCCUGGCCCAAUCAACCGACAUGAAACUAAAUCUUUACACAUGCGCAUUAAAAAACCUUAAUGUGCUUGGUCAUGCCUCAUAUCCUUGGUCACAUGACGAAGACAGUGUUUAUCACGGGGUGGUUAUUCACCCGGGUACAUUACCUGGUGGGGCAAUAUCACCUAUAAACGAAGGAGACAAUCUUGUUCACGAGGUGGGUUUUUAUAAUAUCGGCGAAAUAUUACCCCCGGCCAGCGAUGUAUCAUCACUACUGAGGGUAAUAUUUCACCGAAUCCCCCUAGCGGAGGGUCUAUAAACGAUACAUUAUACCGAAAGUUGAAGAACCUACUAGUUGAGAAUAAACUUGUUGAAUAACUAAGCGAAAUACAACCAUGAGAUAUUAUAUCUCGCGUUGCAUUGCGAAAUCAUGAAUUUGAGUGAAAUACCGUAAAAAUCACAUUGUCACGUGGUACAAAUGCUGUUUCUUGAUUGGACAAUUUGUGUUUGAGGUAUAAUAUUGUCAAACUAUAUAAUCUUGAACGGUGUCAGUGUAGGUAUAGUGCUAUAAUAGGAAAGCUGGGGAUUGAUAGGGAUGUUACUACUGCAAAAUAUAAGCAGAACUUCGACAUUUCGAGCGAAGAUACUAACUUCCAGCUCUUUUUUUAUACUUCGUAUUAACAGUUGCCACAGCAUGUCUCUGCCAAGAACUUUCUUUUUACAUCGACAAAAACCCUUCAGAAACUCAUAUUACAUAUAGUCUAUAGAUACAGGGCUAAUGAAGACGUUUUGACCAUCCACGAAAUCCAGUAACUCUGGCCACAUUUCGUUCUCUUUUGUAGGUUGGCCAUUAUUUUGGUUUACUUCACACUUUCGAGGUAAUACAAACUAUAUCCACCAGGGCGAUUAUAUAAUCGCUCUGAUACCUACAUAGAAAUACCGAAGAGAGAAAAAUGGUGGGCGUAUCGAAAUUCGGCCAUCUUUUUUACACCAUGGCAGUCUAUUUCGCCCUUAUUUCUAUAUACUGCACAGGAUGAAUAUGGCCGAGGUGAUACCGUAAUAACUAAGAAAAUUAUACUACUUCGGGAACCGUGGAAUUCCAUUUAAAAAAUAGGCUACCUUCAUGUGUUUUCCUCGCCCCGUCACUUUUAAACGAGCGCCAGUCAAGAAAGGCCUGGAACUAACCAAGGAAUAGAAAUUCAGUUUGCUGCGCUUCUUAAUUUCGCAAUUCUAAGAAAAUUUAAAAAACAUUUGAAACAUGUUUUAGUGAUGAAAAGUCCAUGAUAAAUUUGGGAACAAACUGAAAUAUAUUUUAUGAAAUAUCAAGUAAUUGUAAUCUCGGAAUGUUUGUCUGCUUACUCUGUCCAUCACAUGCGCAUGUCUCUGUUACAGGGUGGUUGUGAAGGAGGUGAUAGUGUAGCAGAUACACCUGCCACAGCAUAUCCAUCUUACGACUGUCCUGAUACAACACCACUUGAUUCCUGUCCUCACAAACCUGGAUACGAUCCUGUUCACAACUACAUGGGAUGUAAGUAUUUACACAGUUCGUCUACAGAACUCCACUUCGUAUGUUGAAAUGAAAUAUUUAUUCUUAACAUUCGACAUAGUACGUCAACCCAGUUUCUCGGCAAUUUGUGAAACCUUAAAAACACCAGGCAUUACAGAAACAGAAAGUAAAAAACAAAAUUUUAAAAACAAUACUCAAUAGUAGAUAUCGAUCCAAUAAGGAUCAUACCGAGUGCCGGAAAGCCAGUUUAAAAGAUUACAAGUAGACUACAUUAUUCUGGAGCCCCAUGGUGAAAAAUAUCGCAAGAUAUUUAUGAUGUACCAAAGAAUUGUAAAAAUAAACAUUCUGUUUUGUAGAUAAUCAAGAUUCAUGCAUUAAUCAUUUUACUCCUGGUCAAGUGGAGAGAAUAGACAAACUUCUUGGAUUGUAUCGCAAGAAUCUCAAGAGACUUACAGAAAGUAUAGAAUUACAUCAGCUUUUAUCUAUAAUAGGGGGCUUAAAGCCUGGUUUCCAUAUGGCCGUAAUAAUAGUAAAUAUAGAGUUACGAUCUUUCUCAACGCCCAGUUUAUAAUAACAUAAAUAUUCUCUAGUUCUAAGUUCUAAAAUGUUGUAUUUCGGCUGAUGAGAAAGAUCGUGACUUAAUCUUUACGACCGUUAUAUGACCAUAUGGAAACCUGGCAUAAGAUAAAAUCUUAGAUGAAAUCUGGCAUAAGAUGUUCUUCAUUGUCUAAUCUAGGACGCGGAUGUCACCAAUUAUUUAUGUUUUACUCUUGGAUUUGUAACCAGUUUAAAUUUUUGUUUUUCAUCUGUACCGUGUUUGUUCACAAAAACAUUCCAUAGCUUUCGCUCAUGCAUGUUGGUGACACGCUGAAUUUAGCGUGUUUGUCGUCUCGUCCACGUACUAGAUUUACCAGGUCAUCACCUCUCUAAUAUAUCAUGAAGAACAGCGACAGCGUUGUCAGUGUAUUUCAUUAUCCGUAGAAAGUUAACGCACUUUCUUCGCAAACCAGGGUCUUGAUCAAUGUAAACCUACGAUUCCGGUGCAGAACUCUGAUCACUGAGCUUCAGAGUCAAGUUGAAUGCCGAGCAUACAUUAAACACAAGUUUAUUUAUAUAUAUACUACCGUGAUGAUCGAACGGUCUCUGCCAGCGUAGCUAGUGACAAAAACACCAGAAAAAUGAGGAUUGAUAAGGAUUCAACUACCUGAAAAUAAAAGUAAAACUUCGACAUUUAUAUAAACAACCAUUUCGAUAUAAAUCAUCUUGAUUUUCCUCUACCAUCACAGGACCAUGUGUGAUCGACUCAGUUUUCCGUUGGGCGGAUGGUUAUAUUUAUUUCUUUGCUGGAGGAAGUUACUAUCGUUACGACGAAAUAUCACGUGGUAUUGAUCCCGGCUAUCCGCAAGCAAUUACCGAGCACUGGCGAGGUGUUCCGAACAAUAUCGACGGUGUAUUUCGUUAUGCAAAUGGUAUUACGUAUUUCUUCAAGGGAUCAGAAUAUUACAGAUUUAAUGACAGCAAACUUCAAGUUGAUUCGGGGUAUCCUAAGAAAAUCAAGGAAUUUUGGAAAGGAAUACCAAAUGGUAUUGAUGAUGUCGUAAGGUAUUUCAAUAUCCUUUUGUUAAACUAAACACCAGGAGCCGGAUGUUCAAUUCUGCAUGGAUUAGGGCUAGCCAUGCAUGGGUUAAAUUUUUGUUGGCAGGUAGGUAUGGAACUACCUGAAAAAUAUAAAGAUGCAACAACCUGAAAAAUACAAGGAGAAAUUGGGUUAAAUUUUAACCUGCUUUUUGGUUUGCGUAUUUCUGCAUGUCUGUUUAUAUUUCAAAACUUCCAGAAAAUAAAAAUCCCGUUGAUCCAGAGAAGAUUUCUGGAAAAGUAUUUCUACGUUUAUAAACAAGCUGCUGGAAAGAUUGCUUUAGAGAUUCUGUUAACCAAGAAUUAAGCUAACUGGUAAUAAAACUGAACAAACGGCCCGAAAAGGUGAUUUUAAGUGAUAUAUACCAAAGUAUAGAAGCGAGGUAAUGCGUUAUAUGCGCAUCCAAACAGCGGCAAAACUAACACAGAAAUACGCGGAUAUGAGCAGCACACUGAUUUGAACAUACAGAACACACAAUAGAUCCAAGCAACUAUGACGUGCUCGCAACAACCGAGUCCAAAUUGAAACCAGGAUUGAUUUUGAUAUAAAGGACGUAAAGCGUUUUACAAGUUUCCACAGCAAAUUAUAAGAUGCAAUGGAAGAACUGAUGAGCAAUUACAUAAAUGACAUUAUUUCUCUACUUAGUCUACUAAAAACAUGGUUAUCAGCCAAACAUUAAUAUCGAGCAAACUAUAACUCCCCGGUUGGAAUGGAGAUGGUUAGGUACCAACGCACUUUGGAUUAUAAAAUUACUUCAUUACACAGAGAGAAAUCGAUAGAAACUCUGAAUCUACCUCAGUAUUUCUUCUCCAUUCAGAUACAGCAAUGGCAUGACAUAUUUCUUCAAAAACGAUCUUUACUAUCGGUUCAACUCAAGUACUGCAACACUAGACAUAGGCUACCCAAAACAAAUGAAACAAUAUUGGAUGGAUAUACCAAAGAAAGUCCAGGCAGCAUUUACCUGGUAUAAUGGUGGAGUAUUCUUCUUCAAAGAUUCCAAAUAUUGGCUUUUUGUUCCGGGACAAAACUCCGUAGACAUUGCUUAUCCAAAGUCAGUGAAGAAUUGGUGGAGUGAAGAGGAACAAAAAUAUCAAGAUUAUAACGCAUUCAGGUAGGUCAAUGAAAUAUAUCUAUUCUUUUUAGAUACACGUGAUAUACACCAGUAUUAAGAUGACGACAUUUGCCAAUACACUGAUUGAUUGAACGUUUCCAAGGAAAAAGUGUAAGCAUACAUUUAAAUAAUGUAUUUAUCUACUUUUUCACAUUCCAAAUGUUAUAUAGUUUGCUGGAGCACGGAAAACGAUAAUUACAUUAAAACUAAUAAUUGUUCAGUAAAACACGAAAUUAAAAUGAAUAUUUUAACAAAGUUUCAUAAAAUGCAAGAAUUGAUCAAUUGAUAUUGUUAAUAAUAAUUUCCUGGGGUCAGUUGUUCAAAGUUGGACUAGCGCUAACCCUGGGUUAAAAUUUAACCCGCUGUUUCGGUAUUUUAGCAAGUCUGUUUAUUUCAAAACAUUAGAAAAUAAAACUGCAAUCUGUUAACCAGAAAAAAAUUCUAGAUGUUUAAAAACAAGCUGUUGGGAAGAUUGCUUUGAAGAAUUUGUUAACCUUGGAUUGAGCUAACCGACUUUAGAACAACCGGCCUCUGGUAGGUUUGCAUACAUUGUUUUGUUCUGAGGAAAAGCUUGGGUACAUAUAUAUUUUCCUUCUUUUUCAGACACCUGAACGGUUAUACAUACUUUAUAUGUAACAAACAAUACUGGCGUUACAACGAUUUGAAGAAUCACAUUGACUACACAUAUCCACAUCGUUUGAGCAACUGGAUAAAUCUCCCAGCUAACAUUGAUGGUUUGUUUGUGUGGUCUGAUCGUCAACUGUAUGCUUUCAGUGGAGAAUUUUACUAUCAAGUUGUUUUCAAUGUAACGCAUUCAAUCAUUCGUAGAAACAUUUCAUCUUUUUGGCAUGGGGUACCAAGUCACAUUGAUGCUGUAUUCAGGUGAGUAUAAGUUUCUUGCGAAUGGUCCCGAGGUCAGUGUUGCCUGGACAACUUACUGCCUCAGCAUCAUGCUUAUUUUGCCAUGUAUGUAAUAUUUGUACAUGUUAGUUUAAUAAUCUUACUCCAUAUCAAUAACCUCUUUAACAAAAGGCCAGAUAACAUUCAACACUCAGCAGGGCUAAAUAUAACGACCGAUCACCGGUCAUUGACCGGCAGUCACAUUUCUGCUCUGGCAACGAGAUUGAUUUUUGAGAUAUUGUAGACCCGUUAAAAAUAAUGUGUCAAUUUGUAAAGGCAUCUUGGUCCUGAUGCUGUCUCGCCACUAGUCGUUGACACGGCCGUACAACUAUAUUUACGAUUUUUAGAAUGUCAUUAUUAAUUAUUCUUUGGAUAUUUGGGACUUUUUCGGCAUAUAGGCCUACUCCCCCCCUCCCCCCCGGUGAAAACGUCCUGCGUACGGCCCUUCUCUUUGAGGAUCAAGUUGUAGCGCAUAAGUACCAGAAUAGUAGUAUAUAAUAUUAUUUUACCACUUUGCGUUGCAUUUCGUUUUGAUGCAAGUUGACCGGUCAAACAUCGUGUUUGUCCCGUCCAACUGAGCAGUCACCAUGACCGGUGUAUCGUUGACCAUUAUUUUGAGCCGUGCAUUAGAGUGACAUUCCAUUUACUGGAAUAUCAUAACAUCUAAUAUCUAACAAUAAAUAUUUUCUAUAUCGCCACAGAGCAAAUGAUGGUUCAACAUAUUUCUUCAAAGACGCACAGUAUUAUCGUUUCAAUGACAGUCAACGUCAGGUCGACAUAGGCUACCCGAAACCUAUUUCGUCAUUCUGGAAAGGAAUCCCAAAUGAUAUUGGAACAGUAUUGCGCUGGUCAAACGGUCAGACAUAUUUCUUCAAGGAUAACAACUACUACAGGUUUAAUUUCACUCGCGGUGCAGUGGAUGAUGGGUAUCCACGCAAAAUAUCAGGAGCCUGGAGAGGAGUUAUGUACAAGACAAAUUCUUUGUAA
This is a messenger RNA of Paramuricea clavata, 12534 nucleotides long. Lineage: Eukaryota; Metazoa; Cnidaria; Anthozoa; Malacalcyonacea; Plexauridae. The record is from the annotation of a GenBank genome assembly.